CGGGGCGGGGCGGGGCGGGGCUGCGGGGGCGCCUGGCGGCCCGAUUGGCGGCCGCCCGUGAGGCCAUGUGGGCCCAGCGCCGCGCGGCCCCGCUACGGCCCGGCCCAGCCCCAGCUGCAGCCCGGCGGUGCUGAUGGCGAUGGCGGACGGCGGGGUGGUGCGGAGGCGCGGCGGCCCGCGGCGCUCGGCGGCAGCCACGGCGCUACCCGGCUGGCGGCUGCGCUGCGAGGGCGGCCGGCAGCGGUGGCGCUACCUGGGCGACGGCGGCGACGGCGAGGGCGAGGGCGAGCCGGCCGGGGAGCGGCGGGAGCAGACGGCGCUGGAAGCGCACUGCCUCGGCCUGGACACGGACGAGCUGCUGCGCCCCUUGCCGCCGGCCGGCACGGCGCGGGAGGCGGCCCUCAACGGCAUGCGCUUCUAUGCCGGGCUGCAGGCCGAGGACGGGCACUGGGCCGGCGAUUACGGCGGGCCGCUCUUCCUGCUGCCAGGGCUCCUCAUCACCUGCCACACCGCCAAGAUCCAGCUGCCGGAGGGGUUUCAGGAGGAGAUGGUGCGCUACCUGCGCUCUGUGCAACUCCCAGACGGAGGCUGGGGCUUGCACGUGGAGGACAAAUCAACAGUGUUUGGCACAGCACUCAACUAUGUUGCCCUGAGGAUCCUGGGGCUUGGACCAGAUGACCCUGACAUUGUGCGGGCCCGUGUCAACCUGCACAGCAAAGGAGGUGCUGUGGGAAUCCCUUCGUGGGGGAAGUUUUGGCUGGCUGUCUUGAACGUUUACAGCUGGGAGGGAAUGAACACGCUUCUCCCGGAGAUGUGGCUGCUCCCUACGUGGUUCCCAGCGCAUCCAUCCCGACUCUGGUGCCACUGCCGCCAGGUGUACCUCCCCAUGAGCUACUGUUACGCCAAGCGCCUGUCAGCAGAAGAAGAUGAACUCAUACGGAGCUUGCGGCAGGAGCUGUAUGUGCAAGACUACGCCAGCAUCGACUGGCCAGCCCAGAGGAACAACGUGGCUGCCUGUGAUGUCUACACCCCGCACAGCUGGCUGCUGGAGGUCGCCUAUGCUGUCAUGAACCUGUAUGAGGCCCACCACAGCACCUACCUACGGCAGCGAGCCAUUGUGGAACUCUAUGACCACAUCAAAGCUGAUGACAGAUUCACCAAAUGUAUCAGCAUCGGUCCAAUCUCUAAGACCAUCAACAUGCUGGUUCGCUGGUUUGUGGAUGGGAAGAACUCCCCAGCUUUUCAGGAGCAUGUUUCCAGGAUCCCUGACUAUCUCUGGCUGGGCCUUGAUGGCAUGAAGAUGCAGGGUACAAAUGGAUCCCAGCUGUGGGAUACUGCCUUUGCUGUCCAAGCCUUCCUGGAGGCGGAAGCCCAGAAGAUACCUGAAUUCAUGUCCUGCCUUCAGAAUGCCUAUGACUUUCUCAGGUUCACCCAGAUUCCAGAGAAUCCACCUGACUACCAGAAAUAUUACCGCCAUAUGAACAAGGGUGGCUUCCCCUUCAGCACGCGGGACUGUGGCUGGAUUGUGGCAGAUUGCACAGCAGAGGGGCUGAAGUCAGUUAUGCUGCUGCAGGAGAAGUGCCCCUUCAUAGCCAAACUUGUUCCCCCUGAGCGCCUCUUUGAUGCUGUCAAUGUGUUGCUGAGCAUGAGGAACUCGGAUGGAGGCUUUGCCACAUACGAAACCAAGCGAGGAGGUCACUUGCUGGAGUUGCUGAACCCCUCAGAGGUGUUUGGUGACAUCAUGAUCGACUACACCUACGUGGAAUGCACCUCGGCUGUCAUGCAGGCACUGAGACACUUCCAAGAGACGUACCCUGAGCACAGAGCCCCAGAGAUCAGAAACACUCUACAGAAGGGCCUGGACUUCUGUCGCAAGAAACAACGAGCUGAUGGGUCAUGGGAAGGGAGCUGGGGAGUUUGCUUCACGUACGGCACCUGGUUUGGUCUGGAGGCAUUUGCCUGUAUGCAGUACAAAUACUGUGAUGGGGUGGCAUGCAGAGAAGUGGCCCAGGCCUGCCAGUUCCUGCUCUCCAAGCAGAUGACAGAUGGUGGGUGGGGAGAGGACUUUGAGUCAUGUGAGCAACGCAGAUAUGUGCAGAGUGCCACAUCACAGAUCCACAACACGUGUUGGGCCCUGCUGGGGCUCAUGGCUGUCAGGUACCCUGACAUUGACGUGCUGGAAAGGGGCAUCCAACUGUUGAUCAAUAAGCAGCUGCCCAACGGCGACUGGCCUCAGGAGAACAUUGCUGGGGUAUUCAACAAGUCGUGUGCCAUCAGUUACACUGCCUACUGCAAUGUCUUCCCCAUUUGGACACUUGGGCGUUUCUGCCGGCUGCAUCCCAACAGCCCUCUUGCUGAGCAGCUGCAAUCCAGACCGUUGGCUGGGGCCGGGAAGACUGUGGAAGCAGCCUUGUCCUCUUGAACCCACACCAUGGCCUCUGACCUGCCCUGGUGGCAGCUGGCUUCCCAGAGCUUCCCAGGUGAAGUCAUCAGUAUCAUUCCCACUUUGGAAAAUGGGAAACUGAAGCAGGAAACACUGAGCUGACUAAUGUCAUGGCACAGCCUGGGUCUCCUAGGCACCAAGCUUCCCCCAUGAAGACAUCAUACUUCAUCCCGACUACCACCCAGACAACCACAGGAGCGUACUACACAAGUGCAGAAGGACUGAAAAUUAGGUAAUUUAUACAAAUUUAUACAAUUUAUACAAAGUGGGGCUGGGCAGAGCUAGGAAAUUAAUAUACAUAGAUAUUGUAAAACUUAAUGCAUAUAUAAUAUUUUAGCGGAUAAAAGAGAACGUGAGUGAGCGAAGUGUUGCGUGUGCCUUUGGGAGCUGUCCCGCAUGUGCCCAGCACCAAAAUAAACCACAUAUCUACUUUGUAACUCAUU
This is a messenger RNA of Anas platyrhynchos (mallard), 2886 nucleotides long. It is a transcript of the gene LSS, whose product is annotated as lanosterol synthase. Lineage: Eukaryota; Metazoa; Chordata; Aves; Anseriformes; Anatidae. Gene Ontology annotation, biological process: cholesterol biosynthetic process; triterpenoid biosynthetic process. Gene Ontology annotation, molecular function: lanosterol synthase activity. Gene Ontology annotation, cellular component: lipid droplet. The record is from RefSeq and is a predicted model, not a curated record.